Molecule: messenger RNA, 7559 nt
Organism: Rhea pennata
Lineage: Eukaryota; Metazoa; Chordata; Aves; Rheiformes; Rheidae
Gene: LARS2
Product: leucyl-tRNA synthetase 2, mitochondrial
Exons: 21
Coding region: 99-2873 (924 amino acids)
Biological process (GO): mitochondrial translation; leucyl-tRNA aminoacylation
Cellular component (GO): mitochondrion
Molecular function (GO): aminoacyl-tRNA deacylase activity; leucine-tRNA ligase activity; ATP binding
Source: RefSeq, a predicted model, not a curated record
ACCAAGAUGGCGGCGCCCAGGGAGAGGAGCGGAAGCUGAGGGCGCGUGCGGCGCAGCAGCGUGUUCCCGUGCGCAGAUCACACAUUAUAGCCUUAAGAAUGCAGUCGAUUUGCCAGAGAGUUGGCACUUGUUCCUCAUGUUUGAAUGGACAACUAAAUGGCUUCCUGGGAUUAAUUAAAUGGCAGACACAACUGGUUCCUGUGUGCAUCAGAACUAUCUACAGUGAGACAGGGAAAUGGGAAAAAACGUAUGGGUUGGAGACAAGAAAAAGAGUUGAAAAUUGGUGGUUCCCAAGAAUAAAGGAUCAAUUCUGCAGAAUUUCAGAAGCUGAUAAAUCAAGACCAAAAUUUUACGUGCUUUCUAUGUUCCCAUAUCCUUCUGGAAAACUUCACAUGGGCCAUGUUCGUGUCUACACCAUCAGUGAUGCAGUAGCUCGGUUUCAGAAAAUGAGAGGGAUGCAGGUGAUAAAUCCAAUGGGAUGGGAUGCAUUUGGGUUACCAGCAGAAAACGCUGCAGUUGAGCAUGGACUGCACCCUGCAAGCUGGACGCAAAGUAAUAUUCAACACAUGAGGGAACAGUUUGAUGCACUAGGUCUGUCUUUUACAUGGGAAAGGGAAAUAACCACUUGCUUACCAGAGUACUAUAAAUGGACACAAUACCUCUUUCUUAAGCUUUUUGAAGCUGGGCUAGUUUAUCAAAAGGAGGCAUUGGUUAAUUGGGAUCCAGUGGAUCAGACUGUUCUAGCUAAUGAACAGGUGGAUGACAAUGGUUGCUCAUGGCGUUCAGGAGCAAAAGUGGAACAGAAGUACCUCAAGCAGUGGUUUAUCAAAACUACUGCUUAUGCAAAGGCUAUGUUUGAUGCUUUGUCUGAUCUCCCUGAGUGGUAUGGUAUAAAGGAAAUGCAAGCAAAUUGGAUAGGAGACUGUUCUGGAUGCUCUCUCGACUUCUUGCUAAAGGUUAAUGGUAAAAUAACAGGAGAGAAGGUAGCAGCUUACACCUAUACGCCUGAAGCCAUUUAUGGAGCUUCCCAUUUAUAUAUCUUACCAGCUCACAGACUACUGCAUGGGAAUAGCAGUCUGAAGGAAGUCUUUCAGAGGGAGUUCAUCCAAGGGAAAGACUGUCUUACUUCAGUGACAGCUGUGAAUUUGCUUACCAAUCAGGAGAUUCCUAUAGUCAUCUCAGCAAAACCAAAUUUUGAGAAUUUUCUUGAUACUAAAAUAGGAAUUCCUAGUACUAGUGCAGAAGAUGCCACAGUAGCUAAGAAUCUGGGUCUUUCUUUCACUGAAGUCAUUGAAACAUUGCCAAAUGGUUUGGAGAAAGUCAUUAAUUCUGGUGAGUUCACAGGCAUGACUCGACAGGAGGCUUUAAAAGCUCUUACCCAGCAGACCAAAAAUAAAAGAAUAGGUGGAGACCUAACGAGUGACAAAUUAAGAGACUGGUUAAUAUCUCGACAGCGGUACUGGGGAACACCAAUUCCUAUCAUUCACUGCCAGACCUGUGGCAUUGUCCCCGUACCUUAUGAGGACUUACCUGUGGUAUUGCCCAACAUAACCACCUUUACAGGAAAGGGAGCCUCACCUUUAGAAAACGUUCCAGAAUGGGUGAACUGUUUGUGUCCAAGGUGUAAGGCAACUGCAAGGCGAGAAACUGAUACCAUGGAUACAUUUGUUGACUCUGCUUGGUAUUACCUGAGAUACACUGACCCUCACAACGCUGAACGGCCCUUUAAUAAUGACUUGGCUGAUUACUGGAUGCCUGUGGAUUUGUACAUUGGAGGAAAAGAACAUGCAGUUAUGCACUUAUUUUAUGCUAGAUUUUUCAGUCAUUUUUGCCACGAUCUAAAGAUGACCAAACAUAAGGAGCCUUUCCAUAAGCUGUUGGUUCAAGGACUUAUCAAGAAUCAAACAUUCAGAUUAACAACAACAGGCCAGUACCUGAAGAGAGAGGAGAUUGAUUUCACUGGGACUGAACCAGUUCACCUAAAAACUGGUGAGAAGAUCCAAGUCACUUGGGAAAAAAUGAGCAAAUCUAAGCACAAUGGAAUAGACCCUGAAGAAUUAAAGGAGGAGUAUGGCAUUGACACCAUACGUCUUUACAUUCUGUUCGCAGCUCCUCCAGAACAAGAUAUUUUGUGGGAUGCUAAAAGUUUGGCUUCAUUCACCGUAACUGAAAUCUGUUUAUUUUUUAAUUCUUCGUUGAAUUCAGCCGAUGCUAUGCCAGGUGUUCAGAGAUGGCAGACACGCCUCUGGACCCUAGUAACCAAACUUAUUGAAGCAAGGAUGUCAGGAACCAUGCCCGAUCCUGAGCUUCUGAGUAAGAAACAGAAGACUGAAGCCAGAAAGAUCUGGGAGCAGAAGAAUCUGGUGAUUUCUGAGGUAACAGAGUAUUUCACAAAGGAUCAUCUGUUCAAUGCAGCUAUUUCUCGACUGAUGAGCCUCAGUAACAUACUCUAUCAAGCUUCUCAGCCUCUUAUUCUCCACAGUGCAGAAUUUGAAGAUGCUGUGGCUACGCUCUGCAUUAUGGUUGCACCUAUGGCUCCACACAUUGCAUCAGAGAUGUGGAAAGGUUUGGCACAUAUGCAGAAUAAACUUUGUACUCAUCAUAACUGGGAUGCUGAUGUGCUACAUCAGUCCUGGCCCAAAAUAGACCAAGAAUACCUUCAAUCAUCAGAUGUUAUAGAGAUGUCUGUUCUGAUCAAUAACAGAGCUUGUGGCAAAGUUAGUGUGCCUCAGCAAGCAGCCCGCAAUUUGGAAGAAAUCCAUGAACUAGUUCUUCAAAGUGAACUUGGAAGCAAGCAUCUCCAGGGACGAACCAUUAAAAAGGCUUUUCUGUCUCCAAGAACUGCCCUUAUCAACUUCCUGGUGCAAGAAUAAUUAAGGCACUGCUAGGCUAUGAAAGGGGACAGAAUCCUUCAAGAUGAAACCUAUUCAAAAAUACCAAUUAUGGUUAUUUAAAUCUCAUAUAAUGUGGGGAGAGAGGAGAUGUUAUUAAUAAAUUGGGUUGCUGCUAAAUCUUCAUUUGAAUCAUGAGAAAAGCAUUAAAGCUUCUUGAAGGUAAGAUGCUAUUUGCAUUCUCUGGGAGAAUGAGAAGGAAGGACAGAAGAUCUGGAUCACUGUAACAGAAUGUAAAUUUUAUACAUGGGUUUUAGUGUUAACCUCAGAAAUACGUCCUAUUGGAAAGUUGGCUUGAAUAGAUGCAGAGAUGUAACUAUGUUUCCAGGGCUAAACAAGUGUCAUGACUACUUGCUACACAAAAUGUCAGGUGAGCUAUAAUCAGUCAUAAUCUUUGUUCUCUAUAGCUUAUUUUUGGGUACCAUAGUAUUAAUUCACUUUUUUUGUAGUAACAUUUUCUUACAAUUUAGCGUUAAUUAAAAGGCUUUGUUUAAUACUGGCUAAUGGCCUCAGACAUGGCAGAUAACCAGAAAGGGGUUGUUUGACAUAUUUCAUGCACAUUUUGGAAGCAAAUUGAGGAAACAGUCAAAUGAUUUAGCUAAGCCCUGCCUUAGCCAGGGUCCUCCUUACUUGCUAUUGUAUUUCUGUCAAUUUAUACAUGAGAGAUCCAAAUUCCACAAAGUGCUGACAGUUAUUUAUGUAAAGAACAAAAUGCAAGUGGCUUUCUAUUCAUAAGCUGUCUGAGAGAAUUUCAGGGGGAUUCAAGAAAGAGAUGAGUUGGCUACUAGUAAUGCAGCAAUGGUGAAGGCAGACAGCAUACUUUUUACUUCUAUUCCUAGUUCUUACUGUGCCUAGAUCAUAAAACUUGAAUAAAAAUUCUUGUUUUUCUGAGGGAUUCAUUAAGUAGAAAUAGCUGUUUCUAAAAAGCAUCCAGACUUUCAGUAAAACACACAGUCAUUCUCAUGCCUCAUUGAAACUUAGAGCCACAUGGAAAUGUUUAGUGUGUUUAGCAAGUCCUUGAAAAAGGUUUUCCAAAGAGACAACUGCAGAGUUCAUUGUAUGAGAAUCUCUUAUUUAACAUCCAUUAAACUAAGGAGUCCAGCAAGGUACUUGUGGACCAUAUUGACAGUAAAGGUGCCGACAAAAACAAGCAGCUAGGCAAAUACAGAGAUCUGAAAAACUUUGAACACAGCAGUCAUCCAACUUGGGUAUUAAAUUGAAAAGAAACCAAAAAAUCUCCUACUAAAGACUCUCAAGGGUCACUCACUGUAAAGCAAUACAAAAGCUCGUUUUGUUGCUUUUAUACAUUUUUGAUGUCAAAGAUCUAUAUAGAAUAGAGAUACAAAACUCACUGGGCAGGAUUGGUUCUAUACUUUCCUAAUUCUGCAACAAAACUGUCUGGUUUCCACUUCCUUCUGGGCCACACUAGUGCAGUUUUUCUCUUUAGCAGUGCUUUGACACAAGAAUGACUAAGGAGUGGAAUAUUUAUAAUGAAGAUACGGUCUUCACAGAUUUAACACUCCACACAUCCUAGCCACAAAGGAAUGCAUUCAGACAUUUAAACAUAGGCCUUUAGUUGAAGUUAAAAUAAUCUGAAUUCCAGUGUCUGUCUGAUAUAUAUGUUGUUAUGAAUUCAUAAAACUCCUGUUCAGAAGCCCCUAAAAGGACUGAAAGAGAUCCUUCAAAAGCUGUAACACAGCACAGUCCUGCUUUUUUCCAUAUAAAAGUUUAACAUACACCAUAGGACCAUUUUAGCAGAGUUUUUCUUUAGGGAGAAGGGUGACAUGUUUGGUGUAAAUAAAAACUCUUACAGUUUACAAGAAUGAAGAAAGAUGUUGUAAGCCCACCGGCCCUAUGGUGCCUUUUAACAAAAGCUGCAGUCACUACAGGCCUGAGCAGCAGACCGCAGUGUUUAUUGCUGUUAGCGCUGGAGUAUAUUUGCUCUUGCAAAAUGAAGCAGUGAAUUGUAGCUGUAGCUUUGAUUCAGGCAAAAAUAAAAAUAAGGAGUGGACUUCUGCAUACUAAAAAAAGAAAAGUAAUGAUUAGCAAUUGCGCAAAAAGGAUGUAGUCAGAAGUCACACCAGUGUCUUUACAGUAAGUUGAAAUUCAGUGCAGAAUACAAAAACUGUGAAAAAGAGAGCGAUGUGAGAGAUGAUGUGGAAAGUCUGACAGAGCCUAAUCCCCUAAGUAAGUCUGUUUGAAAGAUGGGAGAGCUGCCAGCUAUGGGGUUUUGCAGUUGACUUGACACCUGUUGCAAUUUUUCAUAAUGUUGACUUGGUGUGAAGCAGGACUGCUGUGUGUUUCAUGAUAAUUGUGACUCACAAGUUUGUUGUGUGCCUGAGGUUGGACUGAUAUCAACAGGAUGGGCUGUAGACUGCUACACAAGAAGUUUUAAAAUAUUUGUAAUAUUUUUACUGCAGAUGUCUUAAACUUAUUUAGUAAUUCUUUUGUGUUAUGGUGUAGCUACAUCUUUGUUCUGAAGAUGGUGUAAAAUGUCGUAGAUGGUGUGUCCUUGGAGAGCUUGGGAGUUUUAAAUGUGGGAGGGGUUAUUUGAGACAUGAGAAGGAAAAGCACUGGUGGUUGGUCAAUCAGAUUGCACCCUGUCGGUCAUACACGUUAAAAUGGAUAUGGUGACCCUCACCUUAUUCCAUGAAGUGAGGCACAGAAAAUGUAGAAGACUUACUAAAAACCUAGUGGGACAGACUACUACAAAGAAGCAAGAAAACAAAUCCGUGACACAGAAAGGACAUUUUCUGCAUCCUGUCACUCACUGGGGUAGGAGAUCAUGACUGGAAUGAUCAUUGCACUGAACCAGUCUGUAUCAUAUCUCCAUUUGAAGUCACAUAAAAAAAGAAUCAUUGGCACACUUUCUGCGCCCAAAUCAUUCAUGUAACUGCAUUUCCAAAAAAUCCAGCCUUCAAACAUUGAUCCUGGAAAAAGAGCAUUAGCAAAGUCCAGAGAAGCCACUGAGUACCUCUCUUAUGCUGUAGAUUUCAUGAGAAAGAUCUUAGACCUCAAACAGUGGUGGCAGUGGCACGGGUGUUUCAUAGUUGUCCCUAGUGACUGACAGGACGUGCUAAUGCUGUUUUGCAAUGAAGCAGUAAGGCCUUUUAAAUCACAUUAAGGAACAAUAUUAUAGCUUAGAUUACGAGCUAAGGCAGUUCUCUAGCCAGACUGUCCUACUUAGGCUUCAAACAAAAAGUUAUACAUGGGCAGUAGCUGCACACACAUCUGUUUUUUCCAUGUCCUUCAACUGAAUCAAAAAAUGGAGAUUUGGUGAAAAAUUAAAUCUCUCUUGUAGUUACCAGAUUAAAGUAAUGCCUCAGAAAUAGCAUCUGCUUAAUAAUGGCAUUUUUAAUAUGUCUUAGUAAAAGCCUGUUUGUUUGUCCUGAAAGGAGGAAUUCCAUGGAUAAUACAGGUCAUAUAAUGUAUAUGUUUUUCUCUCUCCUUCAUGGAUAAUGCAGGUCGUACAGUGCAUAUGUUUAUCUACUGUCUUUUAGCAUAAAUCCUCCAGAAAGCCAUUCUUCUUCUUCAAGCUUUUUACAAUCAAUAUAAACUAGAAAGAGUAUUAGCACUUUGCUGGUAUUUCAUUCUUAGGGAAAUUUGACAUAUACAGUGUUUUUUCUAAAAGUUUUGCUGUGGAUGAAGAGAACGGGAAAUUACAAUUCAUUUUCUAGUUUUGUAAUACUUAUUACAGACAGCAGAAAGGGGGAUCAGUAUUUUUGCUUUACUUAUGUGUAUUUAGCUAUUUGGACUAUUGCAUACACUGUUUUUGCUGAAUGUAUUUUCUGCUUCUUUGUUCCUUCAGCCCCCUUCUAUUAACCAUCUGAACUAAUUUUAAUCACAGGACUGUCCUGUACAAGGAAUGUUGAAACAGGAAACCAGGUACCUCACCAGAACCCAGAUGGGGAAUAUACUUACUAGCCCACUGGUUUGUGUCAGUCUGGGUUCUGAUCCUCAGGUUUUGACUUAAAGCAAGGUUGCUGGAACUGCAGUCACAUUAUUAAAAAAAAAAAAAAAAAAAAUCUGGGCAUUUGUCCUGAAGCAAAAGCAUGAAGGCUAGUCAGUAUGUGUUCCAGUCACAGCAGAAAAGGAGCUGAACUGGAAUGUUUUCUGUAUGUAGGAGAGAACAGGAUCAGAGCUGUCAUCUGCAAUGCAGAUGAUAAAAGAGAACUUGCCCGACAUGAGGAGGAAAGGUGGGAUGGAUUUUUUUCCUUUCCUGAAUGAACUCUCUUUCCGGUACCACGUAACAUUCCAUAAUUCACUAACCCCAUCUGUCCGAGGAGGCCCAAAGUCACAUUUGUCAACAUUUGUCUUGCAGCACUUUCCUCAGUCAAGUUAGUGUCAGGCAGGGCAACUUUUAUUCUGGAAAAGUCCAGGUCUGGUUUUAACCCUGGAGAGUUGUAAUCCAGUAUCAUCUAUAUAAAAUUGGUCCUGCUUUUAUGUGUAGUCAGAGAGUUUAAACAGUCGAAAGCUAACAGUUUCCUGGGUGUAUAAGUCGUUGGUGCUGCUGAGUUGGAGUAUUUUUGCCUUUCAAUUAGGUAUCCAAUGGAUAGCUGAGCUGUAAACAAUAUUGAGGACCUGAAGUGCUUCUAAUUUCUUGGAGCAGUAGACUUCCAGGUGCUCUGAAAACUCAACCCUAAUUAAACAGGACUUUCAAAGAGUGAA